AUGGAAAGACAAAAACGGUUUCGUUUCGCAGCAAGAAUUUUCAUCAUCGUAUGGAUAAUUUUUGUGUCCGAAUUCAAGGAAGUUCCUGCUGAAAAGUGUGACAAGAUCGACGAUUGUUCAUGUAGAAAAAGCAAUGGGAAAGUUAUAAGUUUAAGAAAAGUUGAUGGGGGUAAAGGAGGUCCUGCGUAAGUAACGUUUUGUUUCUCAGUAUUAAUUGUAGUUGUUGAAGUGUCAAUAGAUAUUUUAUAGUUUCGCCGGCUUUAUUUAAGAAUUUUUGUAUGUUCUCUAAAAUUAAUGCUAUCAACGCGAUGUUACUUAUCUCUGAAGUGUUAUAAUCCUAUGCCCAUAGUUGUGUGGCAGCAACUCUCAGAAAAAAAACCAAUACUGUACUCUUAUAGAUUAUUAGAUAAUUAUUCUUGUUAAAGAAGAACGAAUAUCACGACUUUAGCUGUUUAUAAUAAAAAGUAGUUUAUUACAUUGCUACACAUUGGUUUUACUUGUUUUCACUCUAACUACUUUUUUGAUAAUAAAGUCGAGUCGAGGCACAUCAAGUUUCAAGCGUCUCGUGAGUCCCUCAAAUACACUGUGUUCGCAUCAGUUUCUAUCCAGUGUGGUCAAAAGUUCAUUACGGGGAUUAUUUUGAGAGCUGACAAUGAUGGCCUUAUAAAUUCCAUCACAAAAAUUAUUGACUUGCUCCUUGGAUUUUUAAGCUUUUUUAAGAUAGAAGCAAAGCAAGUUCCAUGACUCUUAUUCAGCAAGAAGUACAAUAUUUGAAUUUCUUUCUUUAUAAAUUAGACCUCAAAACUUUUAAAUUUUAACUAAAGUCAUGAUAGUUUCAACUGUCGUGACCGUUUUGACUCCAGUUCCAUUAAAUAAAUCACGCACUUUAAAUGUUUUAGUCAUGAUAGUGGAUAACGUAUUAAUACGGACUUAAUUAAGGGAGGCUAACAUGGAAUAGUAAAGAUACUCUAAUUUGUUUUGGUAGUGAUUCUUGAAACGACUCGUAUCACAUAAGAGUAAGAUGUAUACCUUUUUAGCCAGGGUUUCCGCAAUCUACAGAAUCUACAGUCGUACGCCUCUACUACGGACAUCGAAGCGACGGAGCGAAGCGUUUUUAUUAGAGAGGUGUACGUAUAAAAGACGUCACUGCGAUGACGGCACUUUUAUGACUUCAUUUACGGUUUUAAGGGUUUCAGUAGCUAAACCCAGGCUCAAAUUUGUUAGAAAAAUAUCAUUAACAGCACCAGCCCAUCUCCUCAUAAUAUACUAUACAGCGAUUUUGCCGCCGAAGCCGAGGUAUUCCUUUACUAAUGGUAGGGAUUGUCAAGUUAGAGUCCAGACAGUAAACAACUACAAAGUUCAAGUUUGUAGCCAUUUUGGCCCUCCAUUACAUUAAUAUGAUAAAAUUCUUGCCAAAUUUGGUCAACAGUAGCUGGUGGUGAUGAAUUAUACGUAUGGUUUUAACCAAUCAGAAACGGGGAAAUAUUUUGAAUGGAUAAUAACACUGACUGAUAAAAGGUAACAACUCAGACAACAACACUCUGGCGACCCUGGGUAAGGGAUAAAACUAUGGAUAUAAUCCCGUUUUACCGCUCCCAAAUUUGCCUAAUUAAGUCAAAUAUUUUAGCCUGUCAAUUUCGUAUGGAGCGGAACUGAUGUGCCAAAGAAAUUAAGAAUUUUUAAAAUUUCUAAAAAAAAAAUCAUUUCAUCAAAAACGUCUCUCGAAUACGUUCUUGUAGUAAUGCGAUCUUUUAGUUAACUUUAAAUAUGUAAGGUAAUCUAUUUUCCAUAGGAUAUAUUAACCAGUAUUUCUUUCUUCCUUCAGUUUUAAAAAUAUAUCAGUGGGUGACUGGGAUCAAAAAUUUAAACCAAGUUUCGACUGGAAUCCUUGCACGGCAUUUAGCAUUAAAGGCAGCGGCUGCAACGAUGCAUUGGUAAGAACGAUUUUAUCACUCUUGGCAUCUCCUGGUUGCAAUUGUUCGAACGGGUCGAUGACGCAAUAGGGCCUUUUAAAACGAGUAACGUCAUAAAACUUAAAUUUGUGAAAUCAUGGGAAUGACCGGGAUAUUCUGAAAAUUGAACUGAGUUAAAUGUAUGAAGCUUAAGUCUCCAGUCAAAGCAGAUGUUGAAACAUUUUAGUCUUUUUAUAUAAAACGACGCCAGUCAUAAUCCUGCUGUUUUAUCCUAGACAAAAAACAUAAACAUUAAUAACAAAACUGCAAGGAGAAAAGCGACUUGAGGUUUCGCGAUAUUUCGGACGGACAAGCAGUCCUUCUUCAGAGGAUUUAAUGAACAUUCCGACAAAUCCCAUAAUUUCACUAGUUUAGUUUUUAUGACGUCAUCACUUAGAACUCUAUAGGCCAGGGCCAGCUUCCUCUAAAGAUGGUUAACUUUAACCCAGGAUUAAGCCAACUUUUAAGCAAGGUUUUCUUGUCCUAACCUAUUCAGCUGUUCAGAUUGUGCGGUCGGUGCAAACAAGAAGUGAUUAUUUUUUCCCGCUCUCUCACCUCGCACCGCACUCCACUAACUGAACGCCUGGAAAAGGCUAGUUUUGUCUGCGGUUUCUCUUAAAGACCUGUCUGCGCGAGGAUUGAAAGUACCACGUUGGUCUGAGAGGGUUCUAAAACUGAGAUAGUUGUUCUUUUCAAAGUAAACACCAGUCUAGUAGCUUUUUUUCUUAGAGGUUAGGUUUUCAGACCCGCAGCAGUACUCACCAUGAUAUAUAUGAUAUAUGAUAACUACAUGUAACACCAACUUCCCCAGUCCCCUCCCCAACACCAACCUCCCUGGGCUAGAAAAGCACUACUGUGUACCUGGUCAGGGAAAUGGCUCCGCAAUGAGGAAAAAGGGGGAAAAAGAUCAGUAAAGGAUAAAAAACAGCUCGACUCGCUUGACAGUCGCCCAUUUUUGCGGAGCCUGGUCCCAAGCUACUGUGUUCCAAUAGACCUUAUUCACGAUACCCGCCAUUUUUGCAGGCGCCAGUUUAAGGACUGAUGGUUUCUCAGGGGACCAAACAAGUAAUAAAAUCUGCCAAUACAAGAAAUCUCGGUCGAGUUUGUUUAUUCUAGACAGAAGGAAAUGAAGAACUUUUUAUCUUGAAGACGCUAACGGCAAGUUGUUCAUUGUAACUUAAUUUGGAAGCGAUAGCGACCGUAGAUGUCCGUUCAGCAUGCAAUGAUGACGUAAAACUUGUUUAAACUCAAACUGUACAUUUUAAAUGACUAUUACAUCGUCGUUUCGUUUUGAUAGAAUAGACAAAUUCCACCGCGAUUACUCGUAAUGGCAAAUUCUAUUCAUUGUUCGUCCCCUGAGAAAUCACGUGACAUUGCAAAUAUCCCAUCGAUCCUAGGGUGCAUGCAAAGUUGGCAGGUAUCAUAAGGUCUAUUAAAAUGAAAUACAUUUACUCCAAGAUGUGUGAAAACCCGAACAGAGAAACCAAUAAUGGCCAAGUAUUGGCCCAGUCUGCCGCUGCAUUCACAGUAAACAAAGACGGAUCUACCACUAUAUCUUACCGUUCAUAUGCGACAAGGUAAAUCAUCCCUUUUUAUCUAAAUAACCUGAGGUCAAUAAAGUGUAACUUAAAACAGACCAAUUUCCAUAUAUAAAAAUUCAUGCUUAGCUCCAAAGGCUUGAGGGAGUAAAACAAAAGAAAUGUAUUAUUUAUUGCUGAGCCUCAAGAUGAUUUCUUUUGAUUUUUUCUUGUGCUUAUUUUAACUAAACAUAACGUUAACAAUGAAUGGACAUAUGCUUUAAAGUUAUAUACUUGGUAUCAAAAAUAUGAAAUAGCAGUUGCUAUAGCAUCUAAAUGGGCUACGGUGAUGAAUAAAGGUUUCUCUCUCUCUCUCUCUCUAAUGACCGACUUGUUUACUUUUGUUUAUUCAAUUUUAUUUUGUACAAUGAUACUAUUUUUCCUAUGUUUUAGGGAGGUGCAUAUAAAACUUAAAUGCGAUGACACAAAGUACCCUGGUGAUACCGGAGACGGUGUUUUGGUUCUUCGGCAGCCCAAACCAGAUUCAUAUCAUUAUGUGCGUUUUCUUGUGUUUAUAAUCAUCUAAUCGCUUAAUAGACCAAUAUCGAUAAAAUAAAAAAUUCAUACUUGGCUCCAAAGCUCAGGGGAAUAGAACAAAGAUAAAUGUAUUAAUCAUUGUUGAGCCGCAAGAUAUUUUAUUUUGCUUUAUUCUCCCUCUCGAAGCCAGGCAUGAAUUUUAAUAUAUCGAAGUUGGUCAAUUAGCCCUCGGCCAUUCGUACUCUCACCGUAGUGUCAAGUGCUUGGUAAGAACACUGCCCCCAACCCCCCCCCCCCCCCUUGCGUUUUUGAUACGAUGCGAUAUUUUGAAAAAUUUCUAUCAUUACGGAUAAACUAGAUGGCCUGUUAGAGUGGUGUAGGAGCUGCUCGAAAGAUCUCUUCUCAUUGGUCGCAGGAAACAAUGACAUGUCAUUCUUCCAAUUGUUUUAGUAUUGUUUGGGGUCAGGGAAACGCACCAUUGGUGACUUCUCUUCCGAGCAGCUGCUACAUGACCCGCCUGUUAUGUGGUCUAGAAUAUGAUGAUGUUAGCAUUAUGGGAUAGAUAUGCGAAAAGGCGCUGCUGGAGGCCAGUGACGUCAUCCAAAAUAAGCUUUUUUAGAUUUGACCCUCUUGACACAAUGUAUUUUUGGCUUUUUGGCUUCCCAAGUGGGGUGGCAUCCACCCCGUUUCACCCCUCCCUUUAGUACGUAAGGGUGAAACCCACUGUACAACAACCACCCAUUCGACACGUCUUCUUCGCGAUCACGAAGAAAUGACCUCUUCCCUGCUCUUAAUAAUAACUGUCUCAGAUUAUUCUUAGUUAAUAGGGAGGGAAUGAAAAUGUCCAUUGGGCAAAAUAAGAAAAAAACGGAAUUUUUAUUAACUAAACUUUUUAUAUCAGGAAUGCUACAAGUCUUGAAUUUAUUUUUGAUUUUUAAUGGUUUUUCUGGUUUUCGCAGGUAAUGACGUUUACCUCUAAGUGCGCAUGUGAUGAUGGCUGUGUUACUCCUCCAUCCACGGUUGAUCCAACGAACCCCGCUGAUCCAACCGUGAAGCCCAAACAUAAAAGACUUAGCAAAGGCAGUAUUAUAUUGAUAACGUAUGUAAUGAAAUCUUAAAAUGCAUCUGUAUAUGUCGUACAGUGUAUAUGUUGCUGCGUGGAUAGUGCACAAGUUAAUUUAAUAGCUCAAUUUUAGCAACUUUUUGAUGAGGCUAAGUAUGAUAAGGAAAACUAUUUUUUAUUUAAAACAUUUAAAAAGUUUCGAUAUAUAAACCUUUUAAUUCAUAAGGAGUUAAUAAGCUUCGAAAAACAUCUUCUAUAAUAUAAUGAGUCACGUGCCAUUUUUGUUCGUUUACGGUCUUUUUUUUAAUUCGAAGACACGAAGUGUUACUCGUGAAUUUGACAUCACGAUACCAUCGUGUAGCAUCCAUUUUUUCAAACCGUACUAUUCACCAAGCAAGAAUGGUUUCCUUUCAAUACCCCACAAAGCCGCUAUUUGUAUGUGCAAGGCAGUAAUCCUUACUGACCCAUAUUUUCUAAAUGAACAGAGAACAAAAAUGCUCUGUCGACCGGAGGUAAAAUGUUUUUCUUUAGCACGGCGCCAAAGAUCAAAGGUCAGAAGGCUCUUAAAGGGGCUAAAUGACAUUAUUGGUCAUCCUAUUAAAAAGCAAAAACUUGUUUUUGCAUCAAUUAAAUUCCAAACAGAAUGGUCCAUGUUUUUAUUUAAGAGUAUAUUUUUGCAUUCAAACUCCUCUCUUUCGUCAGUUGUAAGGGAUGACAAGGGUGGAAAUGAAUUGAAAAUUUACGAAGUUAGCCCAGCUUUCUCAAGUCUUAAUGCUAUUCCUGCAAAUAUCAUCGAAAUAAUAAUGGUUCGUGCUCCCUGAUGAAAUUUGUUUAGAAUCUAUUUCAUAACUCUACAGUAACAUUUUUUUAACGUAAAAGCACUAAUGAAUGACUUGAGCACAGAGUUAACCUCAAACAGUAAUAUCCUCGUGACAUACUCCCUUUCAGGCUAGUUGUAAUCAUUCGACCUUUGUUUACACUUGAUCAUUUAUCUAAAUAUUUAUAUGUUAAUAAUAUUUACGUUAUGUUCUCAUCUGCUUUCAGAUUUUUUGUUUUGGUUUUCGUUUACCUUAUUUGUGGAAUUCUCAUUAAGAAGUUUAAAAUGGGAGCAGAAGGCUUAACAGAGAUGGUACCAAAUUAUGAGUUUUGGGCGGAUAUUCCAUCUUUAAUUAAGGUGAGAAGUGAAGUGAAGUCUAGGAAAUUUCUUAAAGUUCCACGUCUAAAAGAAGUAUCCGAUAUGGUGAAGACAAAGCCUUAAGGUGACUCGACCCAGUUUUUGGGGGGGUACCAUCCUACUUUGAAGCUCUCUGGUAUCCCCACCUUUACUUUUAUCGUAAGUAUAACACAUAGAAUGGAUAACUUAUAGAUCAAUCUGCAAUAUGACAAAAUUUUUGGCGAUCGGAGUAAAUGUCACGUGGUUAUAAUGCCACGCCCCUUUGAGGUCUGAGUCCAAAAUCGGCUGUUGCCGGUAUUUUAUUGUGAAAAUCUCUCGGCUACACAUAGUGCGCAUUAGUGCCUUGCGCUGAACAGAGUUUCACCAAAAUCGCAAAGACCCAAUUCGAGAAAUUCAGCGAUUUCCAAAUUUAGGUCAUAAUUUAUGCGAAAAUGAUAAGCAAACUUUACACGGAUUAUAUCUAAUAAACCAAGAGAUUCAUCCCUUUAUUUUGGGCAUCGUUAUAACAGAUGGGUCCUUGCAAGUCAGCAAAACGCUUUAGGGCCUUGUAAAUGCGCGCGAUUUCGAGCAAAGCAAACAUAUAGAAAUAAUAGUUUUCGCUAUUUGUUGACGUUUGUCAGCGUUUGAGAGUCCUUCUCACGAAAAAAGCAUUUUCUUAAAAAUUCGUAGCUUUUUGUCCUUCAAAUUUUUUCACGGCCACGAUUGAUUAACAAACUACCCGGACUCUGAAUUUCAUGGUCGUUGAAAAACGGUGACAUUAUCUUCUAUAAGCUCAAACUUGAGUAAACAUUGAAGAUUUUUAGCGUUUUGGCUGAGCUUGUGCUUUGGGAGUUGUCUAUUGUUUCUAGUCUGUCAUUAUACAGCAUUGUUGUUCAGCACGCGUGCAAUGACCGCGCUUGGCUGACUUCCGAAUGCUCACAGAUUUUGGACUCAGACCUCAAAGGGGCGUGGCAUUAUAACAACGUGACAUUUACUCCGAUCGCCAAAAAUUUUAUGUUAUAUUGUAGGUUGAUCUAUAUGUUAUCCAUUCUAUGUGUUAUACUUACGAUAAAAGUAAAGGUGGGGAUACCAGAGAGCUUCAAAGUAGGAUGGUACCCCCCCAAAAAAACUGGGUCGAGUCACCUUAAGGCUGGUCAUGACUAACGACGGAGUCUAGUCUAAACUCUGUUGAUUACGAUCUAUCUAGUGAAAACGAGGUUGUCGGAGUAGCAAGGAGAAGCGGAACAACUAAACCAAUCACAAAGCGUGGAACUAGCCCAGUGAUUGGUUGAUCCUUUCGCUUCUGCUUCCGACAAUCUGGUUUUCAAUAGUUCGUAAACGACGGAGUCGUAAAUUGAAACGUUCUGAUUCUUCCGACUCCGUCGCGCUCUGAUUUUUUUAUUAUCACAAGGUCAUAAGUGCCACACCGCUUACGAUUCCAACUCCGAUUCCUUUGCUAGUGACAACCAGCCUAGCAGGUAGCUCCUACGCAGCCGGGAAACGGUUUUUGUUCAAAUCGGCAUAUUACCGGUGAUUUUGAAAGGAGCGUGACUGCACCACACCAUAGUUAAUAAAGUUGAAUGUCAUGAAGCCCGACAGACUCCUUUGUUAUAUGUUUUUGUCAGCUAUUUUAGACUUGCCCGAUAGCAUUCUUAUCAUUUUGAACUUACUGACCAAUAGAAACAUCGCAUUAAUUUAUUCAGUCACAUUUUGGGAACAAAAAAAAAACCAAAGGAUUGUGCACGGUCAGGGAGCCUCCAAUAUAAACUGCAGCACCAUUGUUUUCAUCUUUGACGUUUGCCGGCUUUCAUAACCAGUCUCCUCUACUAACUAUGGCCACACCGGUCUUCGAAAUGGAUUGCCACAUAUUGGACAGGUCUCCUUGCCACUAUAUGCGACAGUCAUACCACACCGGAGUAUUUUCGACAUUAAGGAGCUUAAGCAAUGACGACGGCGACGGCAACGAGAACGGCAACAGAUUAGCAAAACAACAACUUGGCACGUCCAUCACGCUUUUGUUUCAUAUCUUAGCCAUCGUUGCACGACUUACAACGUGAGAGUGUCUAAUUUCACGUUUUGUCGAGGACGGGAACUCAAGACAACAACUUCCUUUUUCUUUUCUUAAACUUUGAUACAGUUCUUUAGGAUUUAACUCCAACCGACUCGUUUUAAAAAUAUAUAUAUUAAGGGCUUGUUUACAUGGAGGUGGGGGACCCCAGAUAAAUGAGGUAACAUAUGUGGCGGGUCACUCCACAUAUCAUGUAAACGUGAUCAUGAGAGAUUAUAUGGACAGGUGGGUUACCUCACCUACCUGGGGUUCCCUACCGCCAUGUAAACAGACCCUAAAAGGAGGCAGUCUGGUCUUUUAUCAAACGUUUUCUUUUGUUGCAAUUAAUUUGCAAAGCUGCUUGCGAUGUGGGUGAAAUCGUACUAUUAUCACCCUUUCACUCCCGCUUAUUAUACGAGAGGUGGUGAAAGGGGAUAUAAAUGUUCAGAAGGCAAUAAAUGUGGAGGUUACCCCUACCCUGGCAACUGCCUUAGUUGCAACUGGUAAAUAUCUUUUUGUAGAUUAAUGUGGGAGAAAAGCAGGCGCACACACAGUUCUCAUUUUUAACACUGUUUUUCAAGUUUUCUGCAUGCUGUGAGAAUGAAAUAUUUAAAACGUUAGGUAAAAAAACGAUUUAGUGCAAAAAUCUUCAGGCUAUAACAGCAUCCUUAUACCACAAUCAGGUGCAUAUUUAAUUAGAUCAUAAUCGUCACGUGGGCAGUAGGUACAAUUAUUUUUCUUAUUUUCCUUUUCAGGAUGGAGUUGUAUUUACGUGUGGUGGCCUCAAGUUUGGCUGUAUGUCUAUUUACAACAAAUGUUGUAAUCGAAAGUAUUAUAGUCAAAUUUAAAACAAGAAUGGUUAGGAUUAUACAAUGAAUUUCCAGAAAUGAAAAGGUUUGAGAUAUCACGACGGCGAUUGAUAGUCAAUUUGUUUUUCCCCAACUUCAUGCGAUAAUUAUUUCCAACACUUUCAAUUUGUUCACGAGUUCUUCAGGAAUUGAAUUCUCGUGGACUACACUGUACAUGUCAUCGAGUGUUACUUUUGUGCAGUGACAACAGCCACCUAGUUUUUAGGAUCUCAAUCAAUUUGUCUCCCUUGUCAUCGAGUGGAGACCCUGUUCGAGCCUGAUCAAGUGACCACCCCAAUUCCAGGUCUUAAAAAAACUGUUUGAAGGGUGGGGUAGAAAAGUGUCUUCUUUGCCAGUGUUACAAAUCUACUAUGCGAAGGUGGGAGGGCUAUUUAUUGUUGUCACUUGCCACAGGGUGUCAGAGCUAAUCAGGAAACUUUAGCAACGAUGAUGGCGACCACAGCGAAAACAUCUUUAUGAAAAUGAACUCGUAUUUUUUCAAAAUCGUUGCGUUUAUUCUAACUCGUUUAAUAUGUCAAAUACAGGUGCAUUUUCUUGGCCCCAGUUGUUCAAACGACAAUGCAAUUGACUUCAAAAUACUUACCCAC
This is a messenger RNA of Porites lobata, 9725 nucleotides long. Lineage: Eukaryota; Metazoa; Cnidaria; Anthozoa; Scleractinia; Poritidae. The record is from the annotation of a GenBank genome assembly.